CCCUAGAGAGGGGACUGAGCGGCGGGGACCUGCGUAGGGACGCCCGGCCACCCGGUGCGCGCGCGCUUUCUCUUUUCUUCUGCUCUCUCCCGCCGCUCGGCUGCUCGGACUUUGGUUCGGCUCCUUUCGUCCUCCCCCUCGCAGCGGGCUCCCCCACCCCGCCCUGUUUCUCCCCCACUUGUGUAAGCUAUUUGUUGGGGGUGGCCGAAAGGGAUGUCCUGUUUUUACCAGAGACACAGCGCGAAGGGAAAACUUAGACACUGGAAAGAAAGCGAGUAAAUACGUAGAUCGGACCUGCAGAUCACUGGACUGGGACAGACAAUUGAACUUCGGGAGUACAAGGCGGUCCGGGCCGCCAGAGAUAGUCAAGUUUGAAUCCAAGGAAGCUGCUUCUGCGUGGGAGUGGCAAGAGAAGUUAGAGAACCACAUGGAAGACACCCAGGACCUAAAUGAGCAAUCCGUAAAGAAAACGUGCCCAGAAUCAGAUGUUUCAGAACCUCAGAAUUCCAGGUCUAUGGAAAUGCAAGACCUAGCAAGUCCCCAUGCCUUGGUUGGAGGCAGUGAUACACCUGGGAACUCCAAGCUCGAUAAAUCUGGUCUCAGCAGCACUUCAGUCACAACAAAUGGAACAGGAGUAAUAACAAGCAGCGGCUAUAGCCCCAGAUCGGCACAUCAAUACUCGGCACAGCUGUACCCCUCCAAGCCCUAUCCACACAUUCUUUCUACACCAGCAGCUCAAACAAUGUCGGCCUAUGCGGGCCAGACUCAGUAUUCUGGGAUGCAGCAGCCGGCCGUCUACACAGCCUACUCGCAGACAGGGCAGCCCUACAGCCUGCCUGCCUACGAUCUUGGUGUGAUGUUGCCAGCCAUCAAGACGGAAAGUGGGCUUUCCCAAACUCAGUCCCCGUUACAGAGUGGCUGCCUGAGCUACAGCCCUGGGUUUUCUACCCCACAGCCAGGCCAAACACCUUACUCUUACCAAAUGCCAGGUUCCAGCUUUGCACCAUCUUCUACUAUUUAUGCAAAUAAUUCCGUUUCUAAUUCAACAAACUUCAGCAGCUCACAGCAGGAUUACCCAUCCUACACAGCCUUUGGCCAAAACCAAUAUGCUCAGUAUUACUCGGCAUCAACCUAUGGGGCAUACAUGACAUCAAACAACACAGCUGACGGCACAUCAUCGUCAACCUCGACUUAUCAGCUGCAGGAAUCUCUCCAAGGACUGACUAGCCAACCAGGAGAGUUUGAUACAGUGCAGAGUCCCUCCACACCAAUCAAAGAUCUCGACGACAGAACAUGUAGAAGUUCUGGGUCAAAGUCUCGAGGGAGAGGCCGGAAAAAUAAUCCCUCCCCACCUCCGGACAGCGACCUAGAGCGUGUGUUUGUCUGGGACUUGGAUGAAACCAUCAUCGUCUUCCACUCUCUCCUCACAGGCUCUUACGCACAGAAGUAUGGCAAGGAUCCCCCAAUGGCUGUGACCCUCGGGCUCCGGAUGGAAGAAAUGAUCUUUAAUCUUGCAGAUACACAUUUGUUUUUUAAUGACUUAGAGGAGUGUGAUCAAGUCCACAUAGAUGAUGUUUCCUCCGAUGACAAUGGUCAGGACUUAAGUACCUACAGUUUUGCAACUGAUGGCUUCCAUGCAGCUGCAAGUAGUGCGAACCUUUGUUUGCCAACAGGUGUGAGAGGAGGAGUGGACUGGAUGAGGAAGCUGGCUUUUCGUUACAGAAGAGUAAAGGAAUUAUAUAACACCUACAAGAACAAUGUUGGAGGACUCCUUGGCCCUGCUAAAAGGGAUGCAUGGCUGCAGUUAAGGGCAGAGAUCGAAGGCCUAACAGAUUCCUGGCUGACGAACGCACUUAAGUCUUUAUCAAUUAUUAGUACUAGGAGUAACUGUGUAAAUGUCUUGGUAACGACCACCCAGCUGAUUCCUGCUCUUGCGAAAGUCCUGCUCUACAGCCUAGGAGGUGCUUUCCCCAUUGAGAACAUUUACAGCGCAACGAAAAUAGGCAAGGAAAGCUGUUUUGAGCGUAUAGUGUCCAGAUUUGGCACUAACAUGACUUACGUUGUGAUUGGAGAUGGCCGGGAUGAGGAACAUGCUGCUAUCCAGCACAACAUGCCCUUUUGGAGGAUAUCAAGCCACUCGGACCUCUUGGCUCUACAUCAAGCACUGGAAUUAGAGUAUUUGUAACUGUAUUCUCUAGCUGGGGAUCCAUUUUUUUUUAUAUAUAUAUUUCAAGUACACUGUAUUUUUAUGUGUGAUCCAAUGCCGCUGGCUUCUUCUACACAUAUUAAUGGUCUUAACGGAUGAAAUCAUACUUGGAAUGAAAACUCCAGAGUGAAGAAUUCAGGUUGCUGAAUGGAAUUAAACUUUAGUGCUACAGAAAGGAAGCUCUAUGGUCUUAUUGUCUUUACAAUACUUUCAUGGUUUAAAAAGUAAUAAUAACAAAAAUCUGUGGCAGUUGCUGACACGUAUCGAGUGAGUCCUAACAAGAAUUAACAGCUUUAGUAAAGAACUCGAACCCUCCCGAGCCACAGCACCUGCUCUGCCUCUGACAAGGUGGUUGAAAACAUUCCUCAAAAUGGGAGCUCUUCUCAACCCUGAGGUUUGAAUCGGACUUAUAGCCUACCUAGCCCAGAAAAUCUGAAUCAGAAUGCACUCAGACUGUAUAACGACAGUCCUAUCUAGACCUGUAAUUUGUGUAAAUUAUUGAUGGAAAUAAUUUACUGUGACUUUAUUAGCAGCUGACUCUGAAAGUGUUUGCAAUUUUUCUCUUUAUUUGUCAGGGUGGGGAAAGGGCUGGGGAAGUGGGAAUAUAAUAUUGUCUCUUUUAUAAGUUUGGCAAAGAGAAUGUUCAUACUGAUGUGUUGUGCCUUAAAGACAAGACAGCAUUUGUGUGUUACAAUGUAACUUUGAUUAAAGUCUCUGUAGUUAAUGAAAGACAAAAUCAAACAAACAAAUCAAACAAGCAAAACAAAAACCUGUAUGAUAAUUCCUCACAUGACCAAAUUUAAAAUUCAAGCUAUCAGUGUAAUAUGGAAACAUCAACAAACUGAGUAUUUGUUAAAAUGAGAAACCAGAAAAAACAAUAAUACAAGAAAGCUUGCAUUUUAAUUGGGUUCUAAAUGAUUCCAGUAUUCAGUAUAUGCCAAUUAUCUGAACACCCAAUCAUAAGCAGAUUUGGGAGACUAUGGGUUCUUUAUUUAGAGAAUGAAAUAUAUAUA
Messenger RNA from Mus pahari (shrew mouse), 3219 nucleotides. It is a transcript of the gene Eya4, whose product is annotated as EYA transcriptional coactivator and phosphatase 4. Bases 428 to 2185 code for a protein of 585 amino acids. Gene Ontology annotation, molecular function: protein tyrosine phosphatase activity. The record is from RefSeq and is a predicted model, not a curated record. Lineage: Eukaryota; Metazoa; Chordata; Mammalia; Rodentia; Muridae. The transcript has 18 exons. Gene Ontology annotation, cellular component: nucleus. Gene Ontology annotation, biological process: cell differentiation; positive regulation of DNA repair; multicellular organism development.